Messenger RNA from Dracunculus medinensis (Guinea worm), 465 nucleotides. Lineage: Eukaryota; Metazoa; Nematoda; Chromadorea; Rhabditida; Dracunculidae. The record is from the annotation of a GenBank genome assembly.
AUGCGCAAUUAUUUCCUUAAACAAGCGCCGUAUCGACGAAAAAUUUUGCAUAGUAAGGAUAAAGUGAUUCCAAUUCAAAAUAUUCUUGUUCCCGAGGUAUUUUGCUCAAUUCUUGUGAAAUUCGGACAAAUUAGUGCUGGACACUGGAUUUGUAAUCCAUAUUCUUUGCCUUAUGAAUGCUUGAUCGCUUCAAUCAGAUUGGAGAAUAGGCCUGAUUUCAAUUUUUAUAGAGAAAUUGAAGAGUGGUAUUACAAUGCAGCUACCAUUUUAAAGACAAAAGAAAAUAUUUAUGAUGCGAAUUAUCAUGAGAUUAUCGAAUUCCUGGGUUUACUUAGGCUGAAACUGGUUGUCCGUGUGGAAGAAAAGAUAUGCACAACAAAGACUAUUGUAAAGGAUAAAGAUCUAAGUAAACCAAAAAUUAAUGAAUCCUUUAAAUGUUUUACCGCAUCGUUUGUAAAAAUUUAA